Messenger RNA from Oryzias latipes (Japanese medaka), 1415 nucleotides. NCBI's taxonomy places the organism in Eukaryota, Metazoa, Chordata, Actinopteri, Beloniformes, Adrianichthyidae. The record is from RefSeq and is a predicted model, not a curated record.
AAGACAGUUUCUUUUUAACAGCACAUGUUUGGUAUAAUUGUCUGAAGCUGUAGUGAUUGAGGAGUCCAGGGGGUUGCUUCUCAGUGACCAGCCAUGGUGUUCUGUCUUAUUUUGUGGGUUUCCUGGAUUUCUAUACUGUCAAAAUGCCUCUAUGUUUCAGCUGGAAAUGGGUUUCCAUAUCGGCCUGCCUAUUCCACAACAAACCUCCUGAUGGAUGAAGAUGAUGCCCAUGACUCAUUAAGCUUUGAUGACAUAAACAAAGGGCACUCAAAGUCACCAACAUCAGUUUUAUAUUUUAGUUUUGAUGGUCAAUAUACUCAACCUGGAAAACUACCGGAGAUUCAAAGUAUUCCAAAUGUUGAGAACAUUCUCAAUGGUAUUUCCAGAAAGUGGGAUUCAAACCUCUUUGAACCAAUCACAUUUCCUUUAAAGCCUGGUAAUCCAGUUGUUGAUUUGACACUGACCAAGCCAGCUGUGGUCAAGCCUCAGGGAAGCCCAUUGGAUGCAUUCAGUGGCAUGAAGCCAGCCCCUAUAAGCCUUGUUGGAACUGGAUCUUAUGACCCUCUGGCAAACCUUAAGCCAAGCCACACUUCAACCUCUUGGUCUAUGGCUUCUCCUGGACUUCUGUCGAAGCAACCUGCAAAUCCUGGCAGUGAAGAAAUACCCCUGUCACCUUUUCAGUACCGCUAUGUCUCUAAUAGCUCCAGUCAAAAAAGGAUUGGUUCAAGUACAAUUCCAAGCCUGUUUGAGGGAGCGUCUGGCCGUCACACUGUGGAUGCAAGCUCACCUGGAAGUGGUAAACCUCAACCUCGUCCUUCAAUGUUUAACCCUUCUCCAAACUAUGUGUCCUUUGACACUGGCAGCCAUUUUGGUCAGCAGAAUGACUUUAUCGGGCAAGACACUGUGAACUCAGUUUUACAAAGGAAGCUCCCAAUGAAAAAUCCUUUAGAUUCUGAUCAUCAAAGUGGCCAGCGCAACUUCAUUGAUGCUGGACCACCCACUGAUCAUGCAUCUACAAUGUGGAAAACUCCAUUUGAUGGCACAGAAAACCAAGUAAGCAACGAGUGGAUGAUCCCCUUCUUCAAAAUGGUUGACAACUGGAACUUUGACUUUCCUCAAAUGGACUUUAAGCCCCAAAAGUCCGUGAGCAGCUCAAAGAAAAGCAAAAUUUACCAACCAGUUAACAGUAUGAGGCCUCAAAAACGCAUCAUCAACUCCAAAAAUGCCUACAAAAGGGGAAGGUUUGUUUUAUCCAAAACAACUUACACUCCAGAUCAUCAGAUGCAACAAAUCAAGGAUGCCACAGUAUUGAGGUCUUCUAAAAGACCAACACAAAGUGUCAAACUCUAAGGAACACUUGAAGGUUCCAACUUUGAAGUGGUGCUCUUUGAAAUAAAUUGUUUUGUACAAACCUG